Messenger RNA from Tupaia belangeri chinensis (Chinese tree shrew), 1467 nucleotides. It is a transcript of the gene TGM5, whose product is annotated as transglutaminase 5. NCBI's taxonomy places the organism in Eukaryota, Metazoa, Chordata, Mammalia, Scandentia, Tupaiidae. Gene Ontology annotation, biological process: peptide cross-linking. The record is from RefSeq and is a predicted model, not a curated record. The transcript has 8 exons. Gene Ontology annotation, molecular function: protein-glutamine gamma-glutamyltransferase activity.
AUGAUGACAACGGGGUGCUCAAUGGAAACUGGAGUGAGAAUUUCAUGGAUGGCGUCAACCCCGCAGAGUGGACGGGCAGCGUGGCCAUCCUGAAGCAGUGGCACACCACGGGCUGCCAGCCAGUGCGCUACGGGCAGUGCUGGGUCUUUGCCGCCGUCAUGUGCACAGGUAGGAGUGAUGAGAUGCCUGGGGAUCCCCACCCGUGUAGUCACCAACUUUGACUCUGGCCAUGACACAGAUGGAAAUCUGAUCAUAGAUGAGUAUUAUGACAACACGGGCAGGAUUUUGGAGAAUAAGAAGAAGGAUACGGUCUGGAAUUUCCACGUCUGGAAUGAGUGCUGGAUGGCCCGAACAGACCUCCCUCCUGGAUUUGGAGGCUGGCAGGUGCUGGACGCCACACCUCAGGAGACAAGCAAUGGCCUCUACUGCUGUGGCCCAGCCUCGGUCAGAGCCAUCAAGGAAGGAGAAGUGGAUCUGAACUAUGACACACCCUUUGCAUUCUCUAUGGUGAAUGCUGACUGCAUGUCCUGGUUGGUCUACAGAGGGACAGAGCAGAGACUCCACCGGGACACGAGUACUGUUGGCAAUAUGAUCAGCACUAAGAGCAUCCAGGGUGACGAGCGGGAUGACAUCACAGAGAACUACAAGUAUGAAGAAGGUACCCCCCAGGAGAGACAGGUGUUUCUGAAGGCUCUCCAGAAGCUGAAUGCUGGGAAGUCCCUGGGCCCUCACCGAGCAGACUCACAGGCUGGGCCCGUGUCCCUGAGUCAGGGCAGUCCUCGGAGCUCAGGCGCGUCUUCCCUUCGAACUGCUGACAUCCAGAUCUCCCUGAAGUUCAGGCUGCUCGACCCACCCUACAUGGGCCAGGAUAUAAACUUUGUCCUGCUGGCCCUCAACAUGUCAUCCCAGUUCAAGGACCUCAAAGUGAACCUGAGUGCCCAGUCCCUGCUGCAUGAUGGCAGUCCCCUGCCCCCAUUCUGGCAGGACGUGGUGUUCAUCACACUCACUUCGGAAGAAGCAAAGACCCACCGCUGCACAAUCCCCUACUCCCAGUACAGCCAGUACCUGUCGACAGACAAGCUGAUCCGCAUCAGUGCCCUGGGAGAAGAGAAGAACACCCCUGGAAAAAUCCUGGUGGACAAGAUUAUCACCUUAGCUUAUCCAAGCAUCAUGAUUAAUGUUCUAGGAGCAGCCGUUGUGAACCAGCCGCUCUCCAUACAGGUGAUAUUUUCAAACCCCCUUGAGGAGCAGGUUGAGGACUGUGUGCUGACCAUGGAAGGAAGUGGCCUCUUCAAGAAACAGCUGAGGGUCCUCAUUGGAGUCCUCAAACCUCACCACAAAGCCAGCAUCACUCUGAAGACUGUCCCCUUCAAGAGUGGCCAAAGACAGAUUCAAGCUAAUCUGAGGAGCAACAAAUUUAAGGACAUCAAGGGUUAUAGGAACAUCUACGUGGACUUCGGGUUAUAA